UUCCUGACAUUAGUAUCAUAUAUAAAUUUCUAAUCUGACAUGUUAAAACUGACGGAAUGAGCUCAGAUUAAAAAAAAAUCAUUUUUUUGGAUAAUUAUAAGAUUUUUUAUUUCUUUUUUGAAUGGGAUGUUAAAUUACCUUUCGUAUUGUGAAAAUAUCUCCCAAGGAAUGGUGUCAACAUCUGAGUGUUGUUGCUUAUAAGAGAGAGAGAGAGAGAGGGCGAUCCAUUAUUGGAAGUUCUAGCGCUAUAACACUAAUAUACAGAAGCCCCUUUCUACAAAUUUUCAAUAUCUGGCAGACAUCUGUUAGCUACUGUUAGUUACACACAUUAACGAAUAGGACAGACUUUCUCUUAUUGUUUAAACAAUAGAUGGAUUAAUUUACCAUUUCCAGAGAUAAAAUGGUAUUGCAACUGGAAUUUAUAUAACAAAUUUUAAGUAAAAGCAUUGGAUUUCAUUUUCACAAAUAUGAUACUUGCAACAAGUUGGAACGCAAAAUUACUCUCGCUGAAUUAAGGUUCAAGCCUUGACAAUACUAAGAAAGUGCUAAUUGUGUGAACAAGGUGUCUUAUAAAUGGUCCAGAAUGUGACCUCACCUUACAGUAUAUAAAGUUAAAUACAGCAGGAUUUUGCCAGAUGCAUCUUGAACGCCGUUCAGCUACAAACAUGGAGAAAACCAGCGAUCCUAUAAGCAGUGAUAGCGGAGUUACGAAACUGAGUAUGGAUAUAAGUAACAUGACACUUGAGGAAUUCCAAAAGCAGCUUGAACUUUUCGACAAUUUUACAGCGCAUCAAAGACCAGAAGAUUUGGACAUUUUAAAAGACAAACACUGGCGUAUCGCAGUCAUUGUUAUUUACAGCAUCGUUAUUCUGUUUGGAUUUCUGGAAAAUGUUGUCAUUGUAUGCGUUCUCAUCAAAAACAAACACCUUCGUGUGCCAACAAACAUAUUCAUUCUUGGUUUGGCGACGUCUGAUAUUCUACUCUGUUCAUUCAAUCUGCCAUUUCAGCUUCACUACCAGCUAACAGAUCAGUGGGCAUUUGGUGAUACACUGUGUAAAGUCAUCAUGCCCACGUUCGGAGUUCCAGUUUUUGUGUCUUCAAUGUCGAUUCUUAUGAUUGCUAUAGACAGGUACGUGCUCAUCGUUCAUCCAUUUCGUGAACGAAUGUCUUCAGAAAAAGCUAUAUGUCUGGUUAUUGGUAUCACAAUUUUCACAACGCUUUUAGCCAUUCCAAUCAUCAUGCAGAUGGAGUAUAGAGUACUUGACUUUCCUGCACUUAGAUUCUACCGGACGUAUUGCAUCGAACGUUGGACAAGUGCAGAAUUAAGACAUAUUUAUACCGUUUCCACAAUCGUUAUUCAAUUUUUUGUGCCUCUUUUUACAACAAGCUUUUUAUAUAUUAGAAUCAGCCAGGUGUUAAGUCGACGGCCAAUCAAGAAAAAUGAAAAACGUAAAAAGCACAAAACAAACAAUAUUCUGAUAGCAAUAGUGCUUGCAUUUUCAAUCUGUUGGCUGCCUUGGAACAUUUUUGCACUCACACUGGAGUUCAAUUUCACGCUCAUCCCCAGCAGGUAUAUCAAACUAAUAGACUGUCUCUUGAAAAUAUUUGCUAUGGGUUCAGCUUGCAUCAAUCCUUUCUUAUACGGAUGGCUCAAUGACAAUUUUAGAAAGGAACUUAAUGUGAUGGUAAAUCGCCAAGGUAGAAAUAGGGUGCGACAAAAUGGACAUGCGUACACACAGGCUGAUCCCUCACGCACAGAACCUAUGUUAGACAAGGUCGACAAAUUUGCUACUGCUAUACUAUAGACUUAUAUCAUGCACAGUUACAAUGUUGUUCAAUUUGUUAUUUAUGUGGGGUAAAUGUAUUAUCAAAAAGACGUAUUUGUAAAAUAUCAUGAAUAAAUAAGAUAAACUUGCAA
Mercenaria mercenaria is the source of this 1918-nucleotide messenger RNA. RefSeq names its product neuropeptide Y receptor type 6-like. The coding region runs from base 636 to 1805 and encodes 389 amino acids. Gene Ontology annotation, biological process: G protein-coupled receptor signaling pathway. The record is from RefSeq and is a predicted model, not a curated record. Gene Ontology annotation, cellular component: membrane. Gene Ontology annotation, molecular function: neuropeptide Y receptor activity. Lineage: Eukaryota; Metazoa; Mollusca; Bivalvia; Venerida; Veneridae. The transcript has 2 exons.